AGCUCUUUGCCAGGCAAAAUCCUUUUUAUCUUCAGCUUUUAACGCGAACUGCGUCAAAAAUGAAAUGUGCCGAGGAUCAGGUUGUCGAAGAGGUUAAUGGUUACCAGGAUGAUGAGGAGUCCUUCUUCCAAGACAUUGACCUCCUACAGAAACAUGGGAUUAAUAUGGCCGACAUCAAAAAGCUGAAGUUAGUGGGUAUCUGCACGGUGAAGGGGAUCCAGAUGACAACUCGCAAGGCUUUGAGCAACAUCAAGGGCCUGUCUGAGGCGAAAGUGGAGAAAAUCAAGGAGGCUGCUGGAAAAAUGCUGAAUGUUGGUUUCCAGACUGCCUUUGAGUACAGCGCCAAGAGGAAACAAGUGUUCCACAUCACAACCGGGAGCCAGGAGUUUGAUAAACUUUUGGGUGGAGGUAUUGAGAGCAUGGCUAUCACGGAGGCCUUUGGAGAGUUCCGCACAGGGAAAACCCAGCUGUCUCACACAUUCUGCGUCACCGCUCAGCUGCCAGGCGAAGACGGCUACUCAGGAGGGAAAGUCGUCUUCAUUGACACAGAAAACACCUUUCGUCCGGACAGACUGAGAGACAUCGCUGACAGGUUUAAUGUGGACCAUGCUGCUGUGCUGGACAACGUGCUUUACGCCCGGGCCUACACCAGUGAACAUCAGAUGGAGCUGUUGGACUUUGUAGCAGCCAAAUUCCAUGAAGAAGGAGGAGUGUUCAAACUAUUAAUCAUCGACUCCAUCAUGGCUCUGUUCAGAGUCGACUUCUCUGGUCGAGGCGAGCUGGCUGAGCGGCAGCAGAAACUGGCCCAGAUGCUCUCCAGGCUGCAGAAGAUCUCUGAAGAGUACAACGUAGCGGUGUUUGUUACCAACCAAAUGACAGCCGAUCCCGGUGCAGGAAUGACGUUUCAAGCUGAUCCCAAGAAGCCUAUUGGUGGGCACAUCCUGGCACACGCCUCCACCACACGGAUCAGUUUGAGGAAGGGCCGUGGGGAGAUGAGGAUUGCCAAAAUAUUUGACAGUCCCGAUAUGCCUGAGAAUGAGGCCACUUUUGCCAUCUCUGCUGGAGGAAUUACUGACGCCAAAGAGUGACGGAUAAAAUGAAGAGAGACACGCAUGUUCGCAUGUUUGUUCGUGUCAAUUUGAAAUUAUUUAAAGGGUAACUUUCGUGUUUUUCAGCCUAGACUCUACGUUCCCAUGAUUCAUAUCUAAGUAUGACAGUUUCUGAAACUGAUCCAGUACUGAGCGAGGGCGCUGCAGCCGGCACUUCAUGGCUUCAAGGUAACCACUUGGGGCAUUUGUGCGCCGUCAAUUUAUGUUCACUGAGGU
Molecule: messenger RNA, 1325 nt
Organism: Plectropomus leopardus (leopard coralgrouper)
Lineage: Eukaryota; Metazoa; Chordata; Actinopteri; Perciformes; Serranidae
Gene: dmc1
Product: DNA meiotic recombinase 1
Biological process (GO): reciprocal meiotic recombination; DNA strand invasion; DNA repair
Cellular component (GO): condensed nuclear chromosome; nucleus
Molecular function (GO): ATP binding; double-stranded DNA binding; single-stranded DNA binding
Source: RefSeq, a predicted model, not a curated record